Messenger RNA from Linum trigynum, 1524 nucleotides. The record is from the annotation of a GenBank genome assembly. NCBI's taxonomy places the organism in Eukaryota, Viridiplantae, Streptophyta, Magnoliopsida, Malpighiales, Linaceae.
CCUAUUUCCUUUCAUUAAUUCCUCCCCCCCACAGUUUACUUUCCACUAAAAAGAUAGAACAGAAACCCCCCACAUUUUCCAAAGAUCCUUCCUCCUCCUUUCCUUCACUUUGCUCAUCUCUUUCCCCCAAAUCCCACAAAACAAUCUCUCCCCUCUCCUUCCCUUCUAUAUAACCAAAAAGCACCAAAAAACACCCACCUACUCAUCAAACUGCACUUACAAUCCCCAUGUACAACAAACACUACUUUCCCACACCCAAAGCAGAAAAAGAACAAAACUUUCCUCAUCUUUUGCCAUUUCCAAUCACUACCCAUUUCUCCAAACACACUGCUCUCUAAUGGGUACUUCCUAUUUCAACCAAACACAGGCUGGGAAGAAGCAGCAGGAGGCCAUCAUCAAAGAGCUUCUCCAGGGUCAACAGUUCACUUCCCAGCUCCAACUUCUCUUCAUCAACAAUCAAUAUCCCACCGUGAAUGAACUCCUCCGCAAGAUCUCCACAUCUUUCGCCGAUGCCAUCUCUGCUCUCAGCAGUACCACUGUUAAUGGGAUUGAUGAGAAUCUCCAAUCUGUCUCUCACGGGGAGCAGCAGUCGUCUGCCGGAUCCGGCCCCUUCGAGGAGGAUUCCGGCGAGAGCCGGAAGAGGCCGCCGCCGCCGGCGGGGAAGAGUGGCGCCGCCGGGAGGGACAACAGGGGAACGUACAAAAGAAGGAAGAGUUGCAAUUCCCGCAUAAUAGUCUCAUCAUUAACACAAGACGGCCAUGCUUGGAGGAAGUAUGGACAAAAGGAGAUCCUCCAUGCCAAAUUCCCUAGGAGCUACUACAGAUGCACUCACAAGUUCGAUCAAGGUUGCAAGGCGACGAAGCAAGUUCAGCAGCUUGAACAGGAGAAGGAGAUGUACUCCAUAACUUACCUCGGCCACCACACUUGUAGAAAUAACAAUGCUCUGACGUCGGCAGCAGCUCUUCCACCGGCGGCGGCGACGGCGGUGGAGGCAGAGUCGAUUGAGAACGAGCCGUCUGCAACGGUGAGUGUGAAGCAAGAGGUUUCCAAUAACGACGAGAGCCCAAGUGGAGUGACGGUUUAUCAUAAUGAUGAGAUGAUGGUGGAGAAUGAUGGGAAUGUGAACAUGUGGCAGGAUUUUGUGUCGUUUGAUCUGGAAGCAGAGGAGGCUGUUAGUAACUAUGGGUAUGAUUAUGGUAAUUACGAUUAUCGUGGUCUUGAUGGCUCCUCGAUUAUGAAUACGGAUUUUUCAGUUGAAGAUAUUAAUUUCGACGAUGGAUUUCGGUUUGAUUCCGAACGGUUCAUUUAGAUUUUUGUACCAGUGAUGUGUAAUUAGUAUAAAUUAAAAUUAGUUUUUGUAAAAGUAGCUAGCUAGGAUGAAUGAAUGUCCCUUUUCAGUUACGUACCACUCAAGUUUCUGGAAUUUGUGUGAUGUUGCAUAUACAUAUGUAUUUUUGUACUAUGAACUAUACCCAUUUCAAUGUGACAAUUAUAUGUGGAGAGUAUUAAAUUGAGUAAGAAGAC